Carassius auratus (goldfish) is the source of this 5212-nucleotide messenger RNA. Its product is annotated as serine/threonine-protein phosphatase 2A 56 kDa regulatory subunit beta isoform-like. The coding region runs from base 1421 to 2932 and encodes 503 amino acids. Gene Ontology annotation, molecular function: protein phosphatase activator activity. Gene Ontology annotation, cellular component: protein phosphatase type 2A complex; cytosol; nucleus. The transcript has 13 exons. Gene Ontology annotation, biological process: protein dephosphorylation; signal transduction. The record is from RefSeq and is a predicted model, not a curated record. NCBI's taxonomy places the organism in Eukaryota, Metazoa, Chordata, Actinopteri, Cypriniformes, Cyprinidae.
GGUAGCCCACAGCAGUGGAGGAUGGUCUCUCGAUUGCCAAAACGCCCAUAACGUUCAGCAUCACAUUUAGGAGUCUUUAGUUGGGUCAGCGGCACGUCGUCGUUCGACUGAUAUCACAGAACCCGUAGUUAGUGACGGACUGAACAAAAAUCAGCGGAUAUAUCGACGGGUGAACGCGCGGAAUAAUGAACGAAUGAAGCAAGAACAAUGGCUAACCUGACAGUCCCAAAACACAGCGGCUAACACAGACUGAGGCAGACAGUGAGGGAGGGACAGAGGGAGGAGAAGGGUAAGAGCUGAGGUAGAAAACAGCUGACUGAUAAAGAUGCAAUAAAAACAAAUAGUCACUUAAACGGUGAAGAGAGUCAACGAUAUAGCCAUAUAACACCGCGACGUCUAGAAGAAGGUCGCGCAAAUGUAGGAAGAGUAAAUAAAUAAAUAAGAGCGCGUGAGCGUCAUCCGCAGUGUGUAGCAUCUACAUCCACUUGCACCACCUGAAGACAACGACCGACACUGACUGCUGGGAAAUAAAGAAACGGGAAAAACACGAGAAAUCAGCGGAGAGGAAGGGCGACGGGGAAAAUCAGCGAGACUGUCAACGUCCUUGUGAUACAGAAGUAAUUGAACAGCGGUUUCUUGUAGUAUUUGAGGCGAGGAGGUAGAAGGGGGUCUCAGUGCUGCAGCGGCCGCCGUGAUGCUCUACACAUGUAGGCACGUUUGAAGCAGUUCAUCCCCGCCCUGUGUGGAUCUGACCGAACCGAACCGACUGUACGGUAACGGAUUUUAGUAGGGGGACGCCGGAGGGCUCUGAAAAGGACUUGAGGCGCAGAACUGGUGACUGGUAAUAUGACGAAAACCUUUAAUUAGCCUAAUAAGUGAUGCAUUUGUACCUGUGUGGAGGAGAUAAAUGAUUUAAUCGCUCGUUUGUUUCUCUAACAUGGAUUGAUUUACCUAUGAUCUCUGUAUAGAAUGCUUACUACACCCGAGUUUUAAUACGGUACCGAUUUAUGCCUCUAGCCUAUAAAUAUUUAAAUAAAGACCAAAUUUAGGCCGAUGACUUUCUGAUGACGACAGUAGGCUACGGCAGCGGUGUCUUUAUUGUAGAAAUGUAUGUUCACUUCAAUAUCUCUUGAUGAAGAAAUAGACAAUUACAUCCAUCCUUGUGCUUAUUUCCGAGUCUAAUCUCGUUUUUUAAUGUAACACGGGCGAGAGACGCGUCAAAUUGAACCCCGAGAUUUUACUCCACCAUCCCUCUGUCUACAUUUUUAACCAGGCUUGAUGAUUUCUCUUUUUAGUCGAUCCCUGCUUUUUGAUUUUACUUUUUAAAUCCAAGAAGAAAUAAACAAUUGACUUAGGAGCCUGCUCUCGCCGUUGGCUUCCUUUCUCGAACUAUCUUCUGCCGAGCACCACCUUUGAAGCGAUGGAGACCCCUACGAAGCUACCUCCGUCGAGCCCAUCAUCGCCGACCACAGGCUUCUCUGUACCGAGCGCGGAGAAGGUAGACGGCUUCCCCCGCCGCUCGAUGCGCCGUGCCCGGCAGCGACGGUCCCACAGCUCCUCACAGUUCCGCUAUCAGAGCUCCCAGGUGGAGCUCACCCCGCUGCCUUUACUUAAAGAUGCUCCAGUGGCAGAACUUCAUGACUUGUUCUGUAAGAAGCUGCAGCAGUGUUGUGUGCUUUUUGACUUUCUGGACUGUGUGGCCGACCUGAAGGGGAAAGAGAUCAAACGUGCUGCGCUGAACGAGCUUGUUGAGAGCGUGGCUACCAGUCGCGGAGUCCUCAUCGAACCCCUGUACCCAGAGGCUAUUAAGAUGAUCUCAGUGAACAUUUUUCGAACUCUCCCACCGAGUGAAAACCCUGAGUUUGAUCCGGAGGAGGAUGAACCAGCUCUGGAAGCCUCCUGGCCUCACUUACAGUUGGUGUAUGAAUUCUUUUUACGCUUUCUUGAGAGUCCAGAUUUCCAGCCUUCUCUUGCCAAGCGCUACGUGGAUCAGAAGUUUGUUCUACAGCUGCUGGAGUUAUUUGACAGCGAGGACCCCAGAGAGAGAGAAUAUCUGAAGACUAUCCUGCACCGUGUCUAUGGCAAACUUCUGGGCUUGAGGGCCUACAUCCGUAAACAGAUCAACAACAUCUUCCUCAGGUUCAUCUAUGAAACUGAGCGUUUUAAUGGAGUUGCUGAACUUCUGGAAAUUUUGGGAAGUAUCAUAAAUGGCUUUGCUCUGCCUCUCAAAUCAGAGCACAAGCAGUUCCUGGUGAGGGUCCUGAUCCCCCUGCACACUGCCAAGUCUCUCUCCAUUUUUCAUGCACAGCUGGCUUACUGUGUGGUGCAAUUCAUGGAGAAGGAUGCCACAGUUACAGAGCAUAUCAUCCGGGGGCUGCUGAGAUACUGGCCCAAGACAUGCACUCAGAAAGAGGUGAUGUUCCUGGGGGAGAUCGAGGAGAUUCUGGACGUGAUUGAACCAUCUCAGUUUAUCCGUGUGCAGGAGCCUCUGUUCAAACAGAUUGCUGCAUGUAUCUCCAGCCCUCAUUUCCAGGUUGCAGAGCGGGCUCUGUAUUUCUGGAAUAAUGAGUACAUUCUGAGUCUAAUAGAGGAGAACUGCCAGGUCAUCCUGCCUCUGGUCUUUGGCACGCUGUACAGAGUUUCCAAAGAGCACUGGAACCAGACGAUCAUCUCUCUUAUUUACAAUGUGCUGAAGACGUUCAUGGAGAUGAACAGCAAGCUUUUUGAUGAUCUCACUGCCUCCUACAAAGUGGAGAAACAGAAAGAGCUGAAGAAGGAGAAGGAGCGAGCUGAGCUGUGGAGGAGUUUGGAGGAUCAGCACGAGAGACGGCUGCAGAGUUUGGCUGAGGCUAGCAGAAACCAGAAGAACCUCCAGGAGAGAGAGAACACAACCAAGAGCCAGUCAGAGACCAGCGCUGCCAACACCACCUAGAAACCACACACACACACACACACACACACACACACACACAAAAUAUCACAGCACUGUAAAACACAGUAAUUACCUGACUUGGGAACCAAUCAAUGCCUCAAUCUCCGUCUGAAAACACACGCACACCAUGCAGACACUAACGUCACAAGCACAUGAACGACAGCCUGUCCAUAUGUAGAUAUCUGAAAAACACUGAAGCACACAUCACACACAGCGAGUGAGAUAUAAAAGAGAAAAAAAUGUGUAACACUCACCUGCGUCAUACUAUUUCAUAUGCCUCAUACACGCUUUUCACAUACCUGCUUCUCUGCAUCUUUUCUUUCUAUUCCUACACGAACCGGGAUCAUCAACCUUACCAUGCGAAACAUACCUGCAUGGGGUGACAAACAUGCACACACUCGCAAUCAAACACAUCCUUCAUUACUGUCGUUCCAGAACUGGCUCUGUUUCUCUCGGGCCCGAUCCGAGCCCCCCGUCAGUCCACCCAACAGACUCUGCAUACUGUCAAACACUGAAGAGGAAUGAAUUAUGAUGAUCCUGAAGAUGAAAUUUCUUUAAAAGUACAGAUUCUAAUGUUCCUACUUCUACAGCUUAUUCUCGAAGUACUACUUCUAUGCUAAUAUAUCUGAUGUUUUUAUAUAUAUAUAUAUGAAAAUAUGAUAUCUAUGUCUGAUUAUAGUGUUGGUGGGGGUAUUCUAGUGUAGCACCUCAUAAACAUGACUGAAGUAUGCUGCUAGGUAAAACUAAACUUGCUCUGAAAAGACAACACUUUAGUCUGUUCUUAUGUGUUUUUUAUUCUCUCAUUCAGAAUAUUUUAAUUUCGCAAUAUUCUCAACUGUUUUGAAAAAUGUGUGUUCCGCAAUUUUUAUUUUAUUUUAUUAUUAUUUAUUUAUUUUAAAUCAAAUUGCUUGCAAACAUUCUCUUUGUAUUUCAGUACAGAGGACAGACUCUUCUUUUUGUCUUGAUUUUGGUGUUUUUUGUUGCUCAUAUUUAUUGAUGUAGAGGAUUUCUGAUGGCAAGGAACUGCGUGUGUAGGCAUAUUGAGAAAGCUUAAGAAGAAUCUGAUGCACAAGUGUGUGAGUGUGUGUGGAUGUUGUAGAGAAGUUUAUUACAGUUUAGAAGACGACAGGGAUUAGAUCAGAAUGUACCAUUCACUUCGAGUGUGUCAACGCUCAAAUGAACUGCCAUUGUUGAUUAUUGCUUUACAGUAGUCUGUCUUAUUGAGAAAAAGGUGAGAAAAGCAUACACUCUUGUUCUUGUUAAAAAGAAAGCACCCGGAUGGACUUCCUUUUGUUUGAGAAAACUGGUAUUUGCAGAAACACCACAUUUCAUGGGAAAAAAAUGGAAAAGAAAAAUGAAAUAGAAUAGAAACGGCAAUAAAUAUGGACUGAUAUUGUAUGCAUACGUAGCAUCACUUAAACUAGAGUUGCACUGUCCUUUUGAUCAAAGUCUUGUGUUUAAAGAUAGCAUUGUAUUUUGGGGAGACAAGCGGCUUUGGGAUCUGAAUGUAUAAAAGUGGGAUGUAAACAUGAAAACUUGUGUUGAAUAACUCAGCAUCAUGAACACAUUUGUCAUCAUUAUUCUCACUCAAAACCUUUGAAACAUCUUGGGUUUUUAGCUCACUUAGUAGCCUACCGUAUUUAUACGUUUUAUUUUACUUCUGAAAGUUGUUGUUGAUUCAAAGCUGUCCAUUUAGUUUUAGUCAGGCUGAAAACGUUCACAAUCACAUCAUUGACAUGAAGCUGAAGUCAUUCGGUUCAUUCCUAAAACAUGAGCAGAUGUUUAAAACGUGAUUGGCUAAGUUUGCAUAGUAUUUUGUAAUUUUCCGGUUAAGAUAAAUGGUAAUUAUAAUUACAGUGAUGUCAGAUUGUCCUAUUAAAAAAGAAACGGCUUUAAAACAACAAGGCAUUCGGUGAUACGACAUGGUUUGCUAAUUUUCUUCCUAAAAGCUUCUGGAAUCUGCUUGUGGAGUCAUACAGGUGAGUUAAUCUCCUCCAGUUUCUUGUUUUAUUGCUGUUUCGUGCUUACAAUUCAGUUAAUUCAGAUUAUAUAUUUAACAGUCUUGUCAACAGAAGUGUAGGCUAGAUCUUGAUUUCAAGUUUUAAAAAAUUCAUGGCUGGUGUAAACAGUCACAUGACCAAAGCUGUUGCAGUUUGCCCCUCUGUUGUCCUUCAGAAAGAACGACCUUAUUUUAUACAUACAGGGUCAUAUUUAAAAUGUCUAGAAUGAAUAAGGCUGUUCUGUCUGACACUAUAAAACUGUACAUUUACAAAUAUUGUU